GAGAGAGAGAGAGAGAGAGAGAGAGAGAGAGAGAGAUCUAAAUUCCAGAACCAGAAAGGGCUUUAUGGUAAUUUUUAAAAUGAAGGAUGCCUUAAAUCUUUCCUUCUUCACAAAAUAAAUGAAGACAUGCUGGCUGGGCCUGUCUUGCCUUCUACUGUUCUGUGGCCUGCAGAUCUCAGAACGAGAACGGUUGCCAUCGCUGGAGUUUUUAUCUUAGCCUGCCUUGUAAGUGAUGUUGGAGGUGUGAUUUGCAAGUUCUGUAAUCUCUCCAUCCCAUUCCAUGGAUGUAUGCUCGACUUUGGAACCUGCAGAACAAAGCCUGGUCAGUAUUGUAUAAAAGAGGUCCUCAUAAAAGGGGGAAUCGAAUGGUAUUCGGUCAAAGGCUGCACCGAGGACAAAUCGGAGUGCUUUAAGAGGAUUAUAAAACAUUAUGAAAUCCGCACUUCCCAUUGCUGCCACCGUCCCCUGUGCAACUUCUAAGGAUGUGGCCUAUAUCCGUGUUAUUGACUAGCCAGCCCAAAUCCGAAGCCUGGCCUGGUCUUCACAUGACGGCAGCUUCUGUCUUGGGGCCAUGGUCAGAAACUGACUUUAGCAUUCUCUACAUCCAUAGCCCGUCCCAGCAUCUCACAAGAGCUCUGUAUUAGCUUUAUUUCUGUUGCUAUAAU
Molecule: messenger RNA, 665 nt
Organism: Apodemus sylvaticus (European woodmouse)
Lineage: Eukaryota; Metazoa; Chordata; Mammalia; Rodentia; Muridae
Gene: C1H9orf57
Product: chromosome 1 C9orf57 homolog
Exons: 4
Coding region: 127-480 (117 amino acids)
Source: RefSeq, a predicted model, not a curated record